AUGCUAGCUUUACAACCGAGAUCUGCGGCGGCCAGGAUGGCUGCCAUGAACAGCAGCAGAAUCGUUAGCAGCCGGACGACUGUGUUGGGCUCACGAAGCAACUCGUCUAUCUCGGCUAUGGCGUAUAAAGUGCUCCAUCGUAAUAAGAAACAGCCUCCUCUUCCUACUAUUGAAACUCCCAGUUGGUCGACCAAAGCCGCUAUCUCGUCGAUUCUUUACGAGACUCCCGAACGUCGACCUACCCCUGUUAAGGCCCAUGUUUUGAACUGUCUUGUUCAGAACGAGCCUGGUGUGUUGUCCCGUGUUUCGGGUACUUUGGCUGCUCGUGGAUUCAAUAUCGAUUCUUUGGUAGUGUGUAAUACUGAAGUCAAGGAUCUGUCUCGUAUGACAAUUGUUCUUGAAGGACCGGAUGGAAUUGUCGAACAAGCCCGUCGUCAAAUCGAGGAUUUGGUUCCUGUAUGGGCCGUUCUGGAUUACACUGAUGCUCCUAUUGUGAGCCGUGAACUGUUACUUGCAAAAGUGUCACUUCUUGGACCAGAAUAUUUCGAGGAAUUGUUGACCCAUCAUGGUCAUGCUCAUAAGAUCGCAGCUGGUGAAGCGUCUGCUUCGACUCCUCCACCAACGUUUGCUGUUAAAGAUUUUCACCCAAAUAACAUUCCCUCUUCCGAGGCCCUUCGUCAUAAACACCAGCACCUGGACGCUAUUUCGAAACUCGCCGGUCAGUUUGGCGGCCGUGUCGCCGACAUUUCUGACCGAAACUGCAUUGUCGAGCUGUGUGCCAAACCCGAGCGAAUCUCGGCUUUCAUUCACCUUCUCCAACCCUUCGGUAUCCUCGAGAUCGCACGUUCCGGUAUGACCGCCUUGUCACGAACUCCUCUUGAUCGGGCUCUCGACAACGAGCCAUCGAAAGACGCCGACGAGAUCGUCGACUACAGCACCCUCCCUCCUGGCUAA
Molecule: messenger RNA, 954 nt
Organism: Sugiyamaella lignohabitans
Lineage: Eukaryota; Fungi; Ascomycota; Dipodascomycetes; Dipodascales; Trichomonascaceae
Gene: ILV6
Product: acetolactate synthase regulatory subunit
Exons: 1
Coding region: 1-954 (317 amino acids)
Biological process (GO): branched-chain amino acid biosynthetic process
Cellular component (GO): mitochondrial nucleoid; acetolactate synthase complex
Molecular function (GO): acetolactate synthase regulator activity
Source: RefSeq, a predicted model, not a curated record